Insectozyma verbasci is the source of this 1380-nucleotide messenger RNA. Lineage: Eukaryota; Fungi; Ascomycota; Pichiomycetes; Serinales; Debaryomycetaceae. The record is from the annotation of a GenBank genome assembly.
AUGAUACUAUUUAUAUUCUUAUUUAUACAAUGUACAUUUGCAUUAUUACCAAUAAAGGAUUUUAGGAUACCUAAUUUUCAACUGGAGAAAGAUAAAAUACUUGAAUCAUCAUUUUUAAUACAUAAUAAACAAGUAAUAAAUAAAUCAAAAUUGACUAAAUCAAACACGUUACAAUUUUUAUCUACUGACGACUUAAAUUCCAUAUACUAUUUGAAUUUAACUUUGAGGGGUCCUAACAAUUAUCAAAACCAGUUUCCAUUAUUGUUAGAUACAGGUAGUUCAAUUGCAUGGAUUUAUAAUUCUUCAUGUACUGAAUUAAAUUGUCAAUAUUCAAAUGUGACCAAAUUCAAUUAUCCAGAUGUUGACGGUGAAUAUUUUAGCUUAAGAUAUACAAACGAUGAAGUAAGUGGAGAGGUGGUGAAUUUAGAGGAUUACGAAAUUGUUGCAAACAUCAACGAUUUAAAUUUUAAUUAUUCAGUAGGUAUUACACUGACAUAUCCUGUUAUAUUCAAAGAUUAUUAUUUAAGUGGGUUACUAGGUAUUUCUUCAGAGAAAUCGAGUAGAAAUAUCGUUAGUAGGUUACACAAUAAUGGAAUUAUAAAUCAGCAUAAAUUUGGAUUAUAUUUAUCAAAUGUGAAAUACCAGCAAGAUACUUAUGGAGGACUAGUAUUAUUUGGAAGUGAUGCAGACCAUGAAAUAUUCAACAAUCCUGCAAUUACAAUACCUAUUAUACCCAAUUUUAAUAACUUUUGGUUAUUUAACUCAACUAUUUCAAUUAAUACAACAUUAAUGAAUAGAUCAGCAAUUCUUGAUUCAGGUACUACUGGGAUAGUUGUUCCAUUUAAUGAUUCAUUAGUACUACAUGAUGCUUUAUUUGGUGAUGGAUUCUUAUACGAUGAAAAUGGAAAUUUUGCAUUUUUAUGUAAUUCAACAAAUUCUAUUACAUUUGAAACUGAAAAUGGGGAGAAAUUUACUUUGCAUACUGAUCUUAUUAAAGGUUUAGAAUAUACUGGAGCAUUAUCUGGAUAUUGCGCUAGUAAAAUUCAAGGAUUAGAUUAUGAGUACUGGAUACUUGGAGCUGCAUUUUUGAAAAAUUAUUAUACAAUUUUUGAUUUAGAUUCACAAUCUAUACUAUUACAAGAGUUGACGAUAGAUGAGAUAGAAGUGACGGAUUCAGUUAAUACAGAAGUCACGAAUUCCGUCAUUACAACAGUAACAACAAGCAAACCCAUAACUACAUCAUUAAAUACAACCAACAUUAGUCAUACAUCAAGCCUUAGUAUGAGUCUGUUCACAUCUGAAUAUUCUUACAAUCAAGCAAGUUCACUAAAUUAUUCAAUUUUAUCAUUUAUAGCACUUAUAGUAACAAUAAUAUCUUAG